Messenger RNA from Entrophospora sp. SA101, 195 nucleotides. The record is from the annotation of a GenBank genome assembly. Lineage: Eukaryota; Fungi; Glomeromycota; Glomeromycetes; Entrophosporales; Entrophosporaceae.
AUGUGGAAGUUGGAGACAAGUGGUAGAGUGGUUGAAGAGGAACUAUAUAAACUUAGCCGUGGUCUGGAAUUUGAACAUGGAGUCCACUCAUUUAUUGUGGAUGUGGAUGAUGAGUUAAUAAAACAGCAUUUUAGUGAAGCUGAACGUCUAGAAACGGAGAAUGAAUGUGUUCCAGAAAUACCACAGCUGUCAUAA